Molecule: messenger RNA, 15625 nt
Organism: Mercenaria mercenaria
Lineage: Eukaryota; Metazoa; Mollusca; Bivalvia; Venerida; Veneridae
Exons: 6
Coding region: 90-995 (301 amino acids)
Source: RefSeq, a predicted model, not a curated record
GUUUUCGAAGAUUUCGCAAUUCCAAUUUGACGGAUUUUGAUACGUUUCCUGAUUCGACGGGUUAUUGGAGAUUAAAGAGAACCAACAAAAUGACAGACGAAGUGAACUUGAGGAUUUUAAACAAUAAGCAAUUAAAGGACACGUCACAAAGAUCUGCCGUUGAUAUAUCAAAGCAAAUGCAGAAAACUAUGCUACAAUUAAAGGGUGAGUUCAUAUUAGAUGAUGGAAAAGGGGUGGACUAUCAGAAGGUAAAAGACAGCAAACUGUUCCAUGAUUACAGGGACAAUUUGGCACCCCAACUUCAGUACGUCGGGCUGGACAACAUCUCUGAGAAUGAGAAGAAAGCCUUCUUUAUAAACAUUUAUAAUGCAUUAACCAUCCAUGGCCUAGUUGAACAGUCCACAUUACCACAAUCAGUGCUAAAGGUUCAACAUUUCUGGGUAUCCACAGGAUACAAUAUUGGAGGCCUUAACUACAGCCUUGAUGACAUAGAACAUGGGAUACUGAGAGGAAACCGUGGUCACCCAGCUUCACUCAGUCCACAGUUUAAGCCAGGGGACCCUAGACUGAAGUAUAUAGCUAAACAACUUGAUCCCAGAAUACACUUUGCUCUUGUUUGUGGUGCCAGGUCUUGCCCAGCUAUCAAUGUUUACUCUGGGGAGAACAUUGACAGAGCGCUAGACGGAGCAACUCGCAGUUUCUGUGCACAAGAAGUGUCCAUGUUUACCGAGGUAGAUCAAAUCUGGCUGUCGAGAAUUUUCCAGUGGUAUUCUCAAGACUUUGGUCAUACAGACAUAGACGUCAUGAGGUGGAUAGUACCGUACCUUGAAAAACAUGUGCAAGAUCGAGCAGAGAUUCUUUUGUUUAAAUUGGAUAAAAUAAAACCUAUAGACAUCAGGUAUAAUGAGUAUGACUGGAACUUGAAUGGACUCAAACCGAAGUACGACCCUACAGAAAUUCAUCCAAACGACUUGAUGGAAAUGGAGAACAAAUAGAAGUUAAAUACCUUACAGAAUUGUGGACUUUAUGAAAUUUAAGAAGUAUUCACAUCAGGCAGAUUGCAUGUUGGAGUACUAUUCAUGGAUUUUAUAUGCAUCUAUAUAAAAAAGUUAUUUCCAUUCUUUAUUUCAUGCUUCGUUCUGGCAUUUUUGCAUUCAGUUGUUGCUACCUCAUUUUACCUUUGUUUUUUGGGGAUGUUAGAAUUGUAACAGUUAAAUUUAGAUGGGUCUUGAGUUAACAAGAGGUCACAUGUAUAGACAGUUACUGUGAAAUAGUUGCUUGUAACAGUUUAGGACUGGUCCCCUUGAACUUGUUGACUGCAUCAGUUUUCUGUGAAAUUACGUUACAAAAGAGAAAAAUAAUAAAGUUUACUUUGAAUUCAUGUCUUCACGAAAUAGCCAUCCGUCACAAAAUUGUGUGCAGAGAAAAUUAACUGGUGUCACAGAAUGCAUAAAGCUUUAUCACUGACAUUCUUUUAUUACUUUAUGCCAGUUCACAUGAAGACGAUCAUUUAUUCUGUUAUAAUGUGUACGAUGAUAUUCAAUCUAGAUAUUACGAACAAAGCAUUAAAAGUUGUCAAUUUGCAAUUAGAAGUACCUUUCAUGCCAUAUAUCAUUUGUUGAAAAAUCAUUGCUAGUUCAAGCUUUUGUCACUGUUUUUAAACUUGUUUGAUUUUAAUAUUUUUAGUUAAAGGUAAGUUUGUUAGUAUCUAACUGCAGGUUCAGGUAUAUGUAUAAAUUAGAGAAUUAGUUAUAUGGUGCAGUAAAUGCUAUAUGUCAAAAUUCAACAAAGAUGGUCUGUAGCAUUCUGGCAUGGACAUCUCUCAGUUUAUAUUGUUUUGCUUGACCCACUUUAUGGGCUGCUAGUGCUAAAAGUAGUAAAACCUUUAACAAAUUUUUUCUCAGUUAAAAUAGAAAUACCUUAAAAUAACUUCUUCUCAUUAACCACUUGAUGGAUCUUCACCAAACUUGAUCUGUAGCAUCUUCAGAUGGAUCUCAAUCAAAUUUGGGAAAGUGGUUGAACUUGGCCCCUUUUUAAAAGUAGAAAAUAUCUUUAACCAUCUACUUCUUAUGAAGAAAUUAUGAAUGUUGAAAUUGUUCCGUGUGGUGUCCAGAGGUAAAAUUAGAAAAAAAAAUUUAAACAACCUCUUCUCAUGAACCAACUGAUGGAUAUUCUCCAAGUUUCGUCCAUAGCAUACUUGUAUGAACCUUCCCCAAGUUUGUUCCAAUGGUUAUGCAUAGGGGCUGCAAGAGCCAUAAAUAGAAGAAAAAAACUUAAAUAACUUCUUACAAACCAGUUUGAUGGAUCUUUGCCACACAUGAUCUAAACUUGUUUAGAUCUCUCAGAUUUUUUCAAAUAGAUGUUAUGUUCAGUUUAUCAUAUUUAGUGGCAUUAUGCUUUGUUAUGUUGGCCUUGUUGUUUGUUGUGAUCUGUUGUUGAAAUUAUUGUUUGUUCAAUUGAGUAUGUUGAGUUCAAACAGAUUUAUUUAGACUUUUGAUAGAACUGGGUUUUUUAUUUUCUCUAGCUGUUUUAUGUGUGUAUAUUUGAGGAUUCUGAGUUGAAAAAUUGAUUAAGAAUAUAAUUAUGUAUAGUUAGAGUAGAAGAAGUGUUCAUGUAGCGGACUUGCCAGUUAUAGAAGUAUUAUUGUAUUCAUUUUAUUUUUUGUUUGUUUUGAUAUUGAACGAGAGUAGUGUUUCAUUAUUAAACACAAACAAAGCAGACAUACUUUUCAGCAGCAUGCUAAGUUUGUGUAAUUGAAUGGUGCCAGUUUCUUUUGUAAAAUUAGUGUAUAUGUGACAAGAAAUUUGAGCCGCACCACGAGAAAACCAACAUAAUGUGUUUGCGACCAGCAUGGAUCCAGACAAGCCUGCACAUCCACGCAGUCUUGUCAGGAUCCAUGCUGUUCGCUUUCAAACCCUAUUGCAAUUAGAGAAACUGUUAGCGAACAGCAUGGAUCCUGACCAGAUUGUGCAGAUGCGCAGGCUGGUCUGGAUCCAUGCUGGUUGCAAAUGCACUAUGUUGGUUUUCUCAUGGUGCGCUCAAAUUUAUUGUUUUGUUGAGUGUUUGAAGUGAAGUGUGUUAUCUAAUUUUUCUUGACAUGUUAAAGACCUUAAGUAUCUAAGUUUUCAGCUGGAAUAUAUUCCAGAGGGGUGGGGGUGAUCUUGGGAGACUCAAUUUUAUGUGGUUGGGAUAAAACAAAGUAAAUAUCAUUUGAUUCAAAGCACCUGUGUAUGUGGUCUGUCUUUCACUAAAUUUUCUGGUAACAGCAUUAAAGGUUUCUGUUUUUGUAUGUCAUAUAAUUGCUCAUCAAGAAAUCUUUUGUAAAUUUGGUAGUCAGUAUAGACAAAGCAUUUGUGUUUGUACCAUAAAAUUAUAUUCCUAAAAAUUACUCUCUUUUCUUGAUUGCUGUAUUUUGCCAGUUCUGAAAAUUUGAUAUUUUACUGUUUUCAUUUAUGUAAAUGCAUCCUGUGGCUUGUAUUUUUUUUUUUCAAAAAAACAUUUUAUGUUAGAAACUUUGACAAUAGAGAGGCUAAUAUUUUAGUAUACAGUUUAACCUGUGCAUGUGGCCAGCUGUCAUUGAACUUCCUCGACCACUUUUAUUCUUAAAAUUACUUGUACUAAACAGUCACCUGUCGUAUGUCCAGCUGGCUUAUGGAAGGUUGGUGAUUCAACCUAGGUGCAUGACACUGCCUGAGAUAAUGGCAGAAAGUUUUCCGCACCAUCAAAAGCUGGAAAGUUGCCAUAGGACCCAUAAUUUUGUAAGGGUGAUGUUAAACCAAAUUUAAAAAUAUUUUCAUUUUCCUACUUGCUACAAUUUUGAUUGAAAAUAUCUCUUUUAUUUUACAUAUCUUACUAUUUUCAUAAAAUUUUACUACAAGGCCCUUUUUGUUUGUUUGUUUGUUAUAGGUUUUAGUAUUGUUUUCAACAGUACUUUAGUUUUGUAAUAACAAGCAGUUAACCUAGCCAGUGCUCCUAUAUUCUGUACUAGUAUUUACCUUUACUCCCAAAGUAACUGCCAACUUCUCCACGUGAAUCAGAGGUGGAAGAGUUUCAAACUUAAACUAUGGAGGUUAACAAGAUUUUCCUUUGAUCUGGCCUGCUGACCUGUUUUUUGAUCCUAACUGACACAGUGUCAAACUUUACCUAGAGAUCAUCUAUACAAACAUUCUGACCAAGAUUCAUAAAGGUUGGGUUACAACUGUGGCCUCUAGAGUGUUAACAAGCUUUUCCUUUGAUUUGAGCAGGUGACCUAGUUUUUGAUCCCACAUGACCCAGAUUCGAACUUGACCUAGAGGACAUAAAGACAAACACUUUAAACAAUUCUCAUGAAUUUCCAACUUAAACUGUGGACUCUUGAGUGUUUACAAGAUUUUCCUUUGAUCUGGCUUACUGACUUAGUUUUUGACCAUACAUGAUAGUUUUUGACUAUACAUGAUCCAGUUUCGAACCUGACCAAGAGAUCUUCAAGACAAACUUUCUGACAAAGUUUUGUAAGAUUGGGUCACAGAUGUGGCCUCUAGAGUGUUAACAAGGUAAAUGUUGACGGAUGACGCAUGUCGCAUGAUGAACGCAGCCGGACAAUGACUGGUCACAAUAGCUUACCUUGAGCACUUCGUGCUCUGGUGAGCUAAAAAGUGGAAUUCGCUGACUGGGCACAUAUAGUUUUAAAAAAUACUCAUGUUGAAUUAAUAAAAUAUUAGAACCUCACUGGAAUAUUAUCCCACCAUAAGAUGAAGAUACAUGAGGGCCAUGAAGGCCCUGUAUCGCUCACCUGACCUAUUGACCUAAAGAUCAUCAAGAUUAACAUUCUGACCAAGUUUUCAUUAAGAUAUGGUCAUAAAUGUGGUCUCUAAAGUGUUAACUAGCUUUUCCUUUGAUUUGACCCGGUGACCUGGUUUUUGAAGUGACAUGACCCAGAUUCGAACUAGACCUAAAGAUCAUCAAGUUUAACAUUCUGACUAAGUUUCAUGAAGAUACAGUCAUAAAUGUGGCAUCUAGAGUGUUAACAAGCUUUUCCCUUGAUUUGACCUAGUUUUUGAUCCCACCUGACCCAGAUUUGAACUUGACCAAUAGAUCAUCAAGGUAACAUUCUGACCAAGUUUCAUUAAGAUAUGGUCAUACAUGUGGCCUCUACAGUGUUAACAAGCUUUUCCUUUGAUUUGACCCGGUGACCUGGUUUUUGACCCCAGAUGACCCAAUAUCAAACUCGUCCAAAAUUUACUGAGGGUAUCAUUCUGACUAAGUUUCAUUAAGAUUGGACCAAAAUUGUGACCUCUAGAGUGUUAACAUGCUUUUCCUUUGAUUUGACCUGGUGACCUAGUUUUUGACCCCAGAUGACCCAAUAUCGAACUCUUCCAAGAUUAUUUUGAGGGUAACAUUCUGAUUAAGUUUCAUUAAGAUCGGGCCAAAAUUGUGACCUCUGGAGUGUUAAAAAGCUUUUCCUUUGAUCUGACCUAGUGACCUAGUUUUUGAACCAAGAUGACUCAAUAUUAAACUCUUCCAAGACUUUAUUGAGAGUAACAUUCUGACUAAGUUUCACUAAGAUCGGGUCAAAAUUGUGACCUCUAGAGUGUUAAUAAGCUUUAUCUUAGAUUUGACCUGAUGACCUAGUUUUUGACCCCAUAUGACCCAAUAUCAAACUCGUCCAAGAUUUUAUUGAGGGUAACAUUCUGACCAAAUUUCAUUAAGAUUGGGCCAAAAUUGUGACCUCUAGAGUGUUAACAGUCAAAUUGUUGACAACGGACAACUGACAGACAGAUGGACACUGAGCGAUCACAAAAGCUCACCUUUGAGCACUUCGUGCUCAGAUGAGCUAAAAAUGCGCACCACCUUUUGUUGCCAAGAAAUAUCCUGCUAGAAUGGCGCUAUAGUUCAUUAAAGUUGAACAAUCAAAGGGCAGUAACUCAGUGAUAAUCAUUCGACCAAAACAUGAAGAUAAUAUGCAACUUCCGAUGAAGUUUCUAUGGAUACCAGUCCAGGACAAAAAAAUGGUACUAUAGUGUACUAAAGUUGAAUUAUCAAAGGGCAGUAACUCAGUGAAUCAGCUGACUGGAACGCGCAUUUCCUCUUGGCAGUGAAGCUUCCUAUGAAGCUACUAUAAAUUCCAGCCAGUGGUUGCUGAGGAAUACUCUGGACAAGAAAUGGUACUAUAGUAAACUAAGUUGAAUUACCAGAGGGCAAUAAGUCAGUGAAAAAUCAUCUGGCUGGAAGUUGGAACAUCAAGAAAUAUGCACAUUUCCUCUUCGGAGUAUAUCUUCGAUAAAAGAUUGAUGAAUUCCAGGAAAUGGAACUUUUGUAUACUAUGUUAUGUAAUCAAAGGACAAUAACUUUGAAAAAUCAUCCGACCAGAAUAUGAAGAUAAUAUGUGCAUCUGAUAUAGCAAUAAUAUCAAACAAGAGAUUUAAAGAAACAAAACUUUUUAGUUGAUGAAAAAUGCCUGAAAUAAAACACUUGAGACACCAGGUCUGUAUGAACAAGUGACCGAGUAUAGCCGUGGCAAUACAUAAGUCCCAUACCGGUGAAAUUUUUUUUUACUUGACUUUCAAUAAUGACUUUGACAUAUGGCCGACAACAAUGGGUCAUGUGCGCGACAUAUAGCAUAAUCAUGGGGAACAUUUCUGUGUAGUACUAAAAAUAUCCUUUGAUGCAAUUAAUGUAGCAGAAACAAAUUUUUACUUGAUCUUGAACAGUGACCUUGACCUUUAACCGACAAGCAUAGAUCAAGCAUUGACACACUGUCUCAUCAUGGGGAACAUUUUUGUGUAGCACUAGAUAAUGCAUCAGCAGCAACAAAUUUUUCUUGACCUUCAAUAGUGACACUGACCUUUGACCUAUAAGCAUAAGUCAAGUACAUGCAUAUCUACUUAUUGCGCUCUAAUAGGCGUCAUUCCUAUAAUCCACUCCGGUGUUCCAGCCCGCCCGCUUAGCUCAGUAGGUAGAGCGUCGGUCUACGGAUUGCGGGGUCGUGAGUUCGAACCUCGGGCGGGGCGUAUGUUCUCCAUGACUAUUUGAUAAACAACAUUGUGUCUGAAAUCAUUAGUCCUCCACCUCUGAUUCAUGUGGGGAAGUUGGCAGUUACUUGCGGAGAACAGGUUUGUACUAGUACAGAAUCCAGGAACACUGGUUAGGUUAACUGCCCGCCGUUACAUGACUGAAAUACUGUUGAAAAACGGUGUUAAACCCAAAACAAACAAACAAACAAACUCCGGUGUUCCACCUGUAGGGGACUAUAAAAACCUACUGUUCUAUUUAUCGUCUGAUUUAAUAUCAUUUUUUUAAAAUAAAAUUUCCCAACAACUAGAGUAAUUAGCAGCUGAUAUCCAGGUAUGUGUUACUUCUAUAAGUAAGCUUAGUAUAACAUGCUUAAUAUUACCUUUAAACUUCAUUUUUUACGAUAUUUUAAGUUUUUUGUUUUUCAUCACGUUAUGUCUUACGGAUCAUAGUACAUGUUCAUUUAGCAAAACGGAAAUGCACAACUUCACACAAUAAAUACAUUAAGGUCUAGAGGUCCGGGCUAAGGGUGUAAUUAACGACAUAUCGAAAUUCACUGUAUCACGAUACAUUAUAUAUAUAUAUAGUCUGGCGAUAAGAGUAUGGUAUCAUAGGUCUGUUUUACGAUACAGUGAAAAGUAGAGAUCGACAUUGAAUGAAAACUUCCAUACAAUCACUGUUGAAGAUAGCAACUAAACAAAUGUAUCAUUUAUUACAGUUUCUUUAACUUUAAAGCAAAAUUUCAAGUACUUUCCAAGAGAAGGAACAUUAUUUUUUUUUUAAUUUUGUCACAUGAUAUGUAUUCACAGUAUUGUAUUGUGAGACUAAGCAUAUCGCUACAACUCUAGUCUGGGCAUCAAUUUACAACAUGUACAUGAACUAUUAAUUUAUUAUGUACUGUAUUACUGUGUAUAAGGUAAUUGCUGGUAAAAGUUAUGAUUUCUUGUCAUAAAGCAGAACGUUUUGGGACAGCGUGAUAACAUAUAUCUGACUGUCGCUGUCCCGUCACGUCCAAACUUAAGAAAUCCCCAGUGAAAUCUGUUGUGAAUGUUUUCUGGUACAUGUACAAUGUAUUUGUAUAGAUUACAUCUCCUAUAAUGAAUUUAUGUUGACAUUAAAGCAUAAAAUUGCAUCACUGACAUUUUUUUAAUGUAUAUGUGUUUUCUUUCUGCAAGUUAGUGUCAUUCGCGUCCGCUGCGUAUUGAAACAGGUGUCGGGGUAAAUAUCUCCUCACACCUGUUUACAUUAUAUUAUACAGAUUUAUGUCUAUAUAGAUUUAUGUCUGUUAUUUAAAAUUAUUAGUUAAAUUCAACAUGAAUAUAUUAAUGUUUAAUUAUUGUAGCAGUAUGUCUGACCAGUAUAUAUGACAUUUUUUUUAAUUUUUUAAUGUCUUCGUUUUCCUAACAUUAAAAUGCUGAUACGGGUAAGGCUUAGAGGGAUAAAAAAAUAUCGUAACAUAAAAUAAGUCAUCCCAAUAAAUCAAAUGAGUAUAUUAAGCCUAGCCUAAAGUUGCCUUCAUUUAAUUUUUUUUUAUCUUAUAAUCAUAAUUACAUGUAUGUUGCUCUCACUCGAAGGUCUGAGGCAUAUUGAAUAGAAAAUUUUAACAGCAAUUAACGACUGUCACCAUUAUUUAAACCAAUUCAACAAUUCAUGAGCACAAUCCAUGUCUUAAAUACUAAAGAAAACAUUGUUUAUUAUUUUAUUUUUAAUUCAUCUGUCCAGAGAUAAAUGGAACUUGUCUAGAUGUCUGGUACUGGAGUCUUGACCCCUAAUCAUUGCCUAAAAACAAAGUGCUAAGCCUAUAAGAAUAAACAGACCCGCAACUUGAAAGGCACAUAGAGCAAAUCUCGCAAACAUCACAUGGUAACUGAAUGAAAUCUCGUUCUUCCAAUGUAUGAAAUUUUUUUAACAGAAGGAUAAAAAUUUGUCAUGAAAAACUUUCUAUUAGAUUGUCAUGAUUGUUUGUUUAUAAUGAUAAUGGUGUUUUUUAAUGUUGACUAUACAUAUAAUUAUUAUAUAUUGUUGUUAGUAUUUUUUACACAGGGAAGGAAGGAAUAAAUUAUGAUUGGAAGUCUGGAAAUUCAGAAUUGGUCUUUUGAAAAUUGGACCCGAUUCAGUCAGCCGUUACCAGUGUAUGAAACAGAAAGCAGAAGGAUAAAAAUUUGUAUCGUGAAAAACUUUCUAUUUUAAGAUCGUUUGUUUAUAAUGUUAAUGGUGUUUUUUUAAUGUUGUUAGUAUUUUCUACAAGAUCACAGGGAAGAAAUGAGUUUAUGAUUGGAAGUCUGAGAAAUCAACAGUGCUCGUUUGAAAAUUGGACCCGAUUCGGUUUAUUACGUGACGGCCGUACAUGUAUCACCAGUUUUAAAUUAAUAAGCGUCUAUCAAUUUGAUCAGGAGUGAUCAAGUCAGCAUUAACCCUUCAAGAUGAUAACACUGGCUAUCGCGGGGAUACAUGCCUGCGGGAGAUGAUCUCCUUUUGCGAUUCUGUAUAUUUAUAGUUAUACUUCUUUGCUAAAAAUCAAUACACCCUAAAAAUUAUUAACCUUCAUAAAAUAGCUCUGAAAACAUCAUGAAAUAAAAGCAGAAAAAUCAAUGGCUAACAUUGUGUUUUGUACCCGCCUUCUGUCAAUCUGUGUCCUGCUGAACAUGAAUGACGUAGAAAUCUUCUUUUAAUUUGAUGCCAAACUUGUGAAGUAUCCGAAGUUCUGCUAGUUAGUAGUACUAGUUGCAAUUUGGAAUACCCAUUCUUACCAAGCAAACGUAAGGCCCGAUUUAAAUCUAUACACAAGCCAUAAUGCUGCUUGAUAGAAAAAUAGAUAACCUUUUCCUCAAUAACAUUCCAUUCCAACUGCAAUAUUCCUUGAUUUGAGACUUUUUGUACCCCCGACAACAAAGUUGUAAGGGGGGGUAUACUGGUUUCAGGUUGUCUGUCUGUCUGUCUGUCUGUCCGUCUGGUCGUCUGUCCGUCUGUCCAUAGACGCAAUCUUGUGCGCACCAUCUCUCCUUAUCCCCUUGACAGAAUUUAGUGAAACUUCACACAAGUGAUCAGUACCAACAGUAGUUGUGCAUGGGGCAUGUUAGGUUCUUUUAGAAAAAGAAUUUGCAGAGUUAUGGGAUUUUGUUUUUUUGUUACUAUACUAUAUACAUAGACACAAUCUUGUGCGCACCAUCUCUCCUCAUUCCCUGGACACAGUUUAAUGAAACUUCACACAAGAGAUCAGUACCAACAGUAGUUGUGCAUGGGGCAUGUUAGGUUCUUUUAGAAAAAAAAUUUGCAGAGUUAUGGGACUUUGUUUUUUUUUUACUAUAAUAUAUACAUAGACACAAUCUUGUGCGCACCAUCUCUCCUCAUCCCCUUGACACAAUUUAAUGAAACUUCACACAAGUGAUCAGUAACAACAGUAGUUGUGCAUGGGGCAUGUUAGGUUCUUUCAGAAAAAAAAAUUCCAGAGUUAUGGGACUUUGUUUUUUUGUUACUAUACUAUAGACAUAGACACAAUCUUGUGCGCACCAUCUCUCCUCAUCCCCUUGACACAAUUUAAUGAAACUUCACACAACUGAUCAGUAACAACAGUAGUUGUGCAUGGGGCAUGUUAGGUUCUUUCAGCAAAAAUUGCAGAGUUAUGGGACUUUGUUUCUUGUUAACAUACUAUGUACAUACAGUCUUCAUAUGCAAUCUUGUGCGUGCCUAAUCUACCAAACCCUUGCACACAAUUUAAUGAAACUUCACACAAGUGAUCAGUACCAACCCUAGUUGUGCAUGGGGCAUGUUACAUUCUUUUAGAUAAAUAUUCUGCAUAGUUAUGGGACUUUGUUUUUUGUUACUAUACUUUAUACAUACAGUCUAUAUACAUACAGUCCACAUAAUUAUGCAGUCUUGUGUGUGUCAGAUUGCAAUGUACUGUGUCAGUGCAUUGGGGGGGGGGGGGUACAUUCAUCACCUUUAGUGAUAGCUCUAGUUUAAACUGUUAAAGUGCAGAAAUCUGUAAUAAUGCUAUCGAUGAGUCAUUUUCUGCUUCUUCGAACGUGUCUGUUAUAAAAACUAUUUUGUGGUUAUUGCAAAAACGGCAGGCAUACGCUAUAUAUUAGUGACACCUUGACAUGGUCUCACGUUCCUAUUAAAAGCUCGUUUUAUGAAAACAAAAUCACCGCAUAAACAGAUAUGUCCUUUAGAAGUUGUUGUUGUUGUUUCAUUCACAAAAACAAGAUGGCGUCAUAAACAACAAUAAUUAUGGAAGUCCGGUAAUACCUAUUAAAACAAAAAAUAUCAUUCGCCUAGAUUUUCUUCUUUAUUCUUAUUAAAAUGCACGAAAGUAGGAUAAUAUACAAACUUCAUCAAAUGCAUUUUUAUGGUGUAAUAACAAUGAAAAUGUGGAUUAUUUUGUCACAGUGUGUUGUUUGGUUUUGUCCAAUGACAUUCCGCGAAGUCAAAUAGUUCUGUUAUUGAACUAGUUUGAUGGGUUUAUUACUGUAUAAAACAGGUUUACCAUACAAGAUAUAAAUACUUUAUAAAUCAUCACGCAGUAACCACUAACCCUUCUUCUCAUUAAACUAUCCGUUUUACAAGAAUUAUUACGCUUCAAUUUGAUGUGUUAUUCGGAUUGUCUCCAAUUUUCGAUGUUCCGCGCGAUGACACACUUUGAAACUGUUAGUGUUAACUAAGCGGCAGAGGCCGCAAGCGGCCCGCCGCAAAAAUUGAAUGAUUAAUCAGAACUAUUUAAAUUAUUUCUUUUGCUGCCAUAUAUGUUGUGAUGUGUGUGUUUGCAUAUGUGUGUGCGUGCAUGCGUAUAUGUGUGCGUGCGUGUGCGUGGAAUGUGUAUGCAACAGAAACAUAAACUUUUUUGUAUAGAACAGUCAUGUAUGUAUAGAUUCAGAAGAUUGAGAAGAUCGUUCUUUGAUGUAUUUGCCAAUUUUGAAAUGUGGUGUAUGUCAUCAGUUUUGAUGAUUAUGUAAUAAUAACAAUACGUAUUAUGGAUGGUUUAAAGAUAGUUUUCCUAUAUAUUGCUGUCUUCAGAUGGAAAUAUUUUCUUAUGUUCAGCAGUUUUAGGAAAAUGUGAUGUGUAAAUAUGAUACAUUGAAUUAUAGCUUGCUCAAGCAUCAGUUGCUAGAGCACCCAGUUUUGCUCAAGAAAUUCAUGUGUUUAUUGAUCCUAUCCGUUAUAUUUCUUUGUUUGGAUCACUUUGGAUAACUAGAUUCUUCUAAUCCCCUUGCCACUAUUUUUAAACAAGUUGUAUAAUUUUUUUUAGGAAAAUCUUGAUCUGUAAACAUUUUCAGAAGUAAUUUUAGUUCAUACUUCUAACAAGCUUAUUGAACUUUUUGUCAUGUCAAGCAUGCGUAGUAUUUUGAAGUUUUAAGUUCACUUCUCUUUCACCACUGUAGGUUUGACAAGUAAAAGCAUUAAUGAGCCGCACCAGCAGAAAACCAACAUAGUGUGUUUGCAACCAGCAUGGAUCCAGACUGUUCACUGGCAGUUUUUCUCUAAUUGCAAUAGGGUUUGAAAGACUGCGUGAAUGCACAGGCUGGUCUUGAUCCAUGCUGGUCGCAAAUGCACUUUGUUGGUUUUCUCAUGAUGCAGCUCAUUUGGUGUUUACGGGCUGGCUGUAGGAUAUUCUUAUUCAAGUGCCUGUCCAUCAUGUCCGUCCCAGUGUUCAGAGUGGCACCUCGAGUCUUCAUCAUUAAAAUGGAAAGUCACCAGUUGACCUAUAAUGUUGGUUUGACUGAAAACAUGAUAUCAUAGCUGCUUAUUUUUAGCUCACCUGUCACAUAGUGACAAGGUGAGCUUUUGUGAUCACGCAGCGUCCGUCGUCCGUGCGUCCGUCCGUAAACUUUUUCUUGUGACCACUCUAGAGGUCACAAGUUUUGUGGGAUCUUUAUGAAAGUUGGUCAGAAUGUUCAUCUUGAUGAUAUCUAGGUCAGGUUCGAAACUGGGUCACUUGCCAUCAAAAACUAGGUCACUAGGUCUAAAAAUAGAAAAACUUGUGACCUCUCUAGAGGCCAUAUAUUUCAAAAGAUCUUCAUGAAAAUUGGUCAGAAUGUUCACCUUGAUGAUAUCUAGGUCAAGUUCGAAAGUUGGUCACGUGCCGUCAAAAACUAGGUCAGUAGGUCUAAAAAUAGAAAAACCUUGUGACCUCUCUAGAGGCCAUAUAUUUCACAAGAUCUUCAUGAAAAUUGGUCAGAAGUUUCACCUUUAUGAUAUCUAGGUCAAGUUCGAAACUGGGUCACGUUCCUUCAAAAACUAGGUCAAUAGGUCAAAUAAUAGAAAAACCUUGUGACCUCUCUGAAGGCCAUAUUUUUCAUGGGAUCUGUAUGAAAGUUGGUCUGAAUGUUCAUCUUGAUGAUAUCUAGGUCAGUUUCGAAACUAGGUCACGUGCGGUCAAAAACUAGGUCAGUAGGUCUAAAAAUAGAAAAACCUUGUGACCUCUCUAGAGGCCAUAUAUUUCAUGAGAUCUUCAUGAAAAUUGGUCAGAAUGUUCACCUUGAUGAUAGCUAGGUCAAGUUUGAAAGUGGGUCAUGUGCCGUCAAAAACUAGGUCAGUAGGUCAAAUAAUAGAAAAACCUUGUGACCUCUCUAGAGGCUAUAUUUUUCAUGGGAUCUGUAUGAAAGUUGGUCUGAAUGUUCAUCUUGAUGAUAUCUAGGUCAAGUUCGAAAGUGGGUCACGUGCCGUCAAAAACUAGGUCAGUAGGUCAAAUAAUAGAAAAACCUUGUGACCUCUCUAAAGGCCAUAUUUUUCAUGGGAUCUGUAUGAAAGUUGGUCUGAAUGUUCAUCUUGAUGAUAUCUAGGUCAAGUUCGAAACAAGGUCAUGUAUGGUCAAAAACUAGGUCAGUAGGUCUAAAAAUAGAAAAACCUUGUUACAUCUCUAGAGGCCAUAUUUGUGAAUGGAUCUUCAUGAAACUUGGUCAAAAUGUUCAUCUUGAUGAUAUCUAGGUCAAGUUUGAAAGUAGGUCACGUGCCUUCAAAAAGUAGGUCAGUAGGUCAAAUAAUAAAAAAACGUUGUGACCUCUCUAGAGGCCAUAUUUUUCAUGGGAUCUGUAUGAAAGUUGGUCUGAAUGUUUAUCAACUGGGUCAUGAGGGAAGAGGUGAGCGAUUCAGGACCAUCAUGGUCCUCUUGUUUAUUAUGUAGUUUUUAGGCAUAUAUAGCUUCACUGUGUAUUCUUGUGUAUAUUAGGCAUAUAUUUGAGCUUCAUGUAUUGCUUUGUCAAGAAGAUCCUAUAGUGUUUGUGCUUCCAGAUGUAUAAAAUUUUACGUAUUGUGCUGUGCCAUGAGAAAACCAACAUAGUGGCUUUGCGACCAGCAUGAAUCCAGACCCGCCUGCACAUCUGCGCAGUCUGGUCAGGAUCCAUGCUGUUCGCCAACAGUUUCUCUUAAUUGCAAUAGGCUUUGAAAGCGGACAGCAUGGAUCCUGACCAGACUGCACGGAUGCGCAGGCUGGUCUGGAUCCAUGCUGGUUGCAAAGCCACUAUGUUGGUUUUCCCAUGGUGCGGCUAAUAUGUUGUCUCAUGCUUUUGACACUUAUACAUGUAUAAAAGGGUACAUUUGUUACUUUCAAGAUAUUAAAUUUAGCCAAAUUUUUAUCCGCUUUUUUAUUCAAGGCUUUAAAUUGUGAGGGUUUUUUUUAAAUAAUUUUCAGAGUAGCCUCUGUUUUGUUAGAUGCUUCUAUCUUUGAAUUCUAUCAGCAAGUCAGCAUAAUAUCAAACUAAAUACUGGAUAUGUAUUUUGACAGAAACUGUGAAAACAACAUCUGAUGGUCAGAGGAAUAUUCCUUCAAUUUGCUUAAUGUAAAAAACACUGAUGUCUGAAUACAAGGCUACUUAAUUGUGUUCUGUUGCUAAUAUAUAUAUAUCAACUUUAUGUAUAUUAUACUUAUGUAUAUAUAUAACAUUAUCAAAGAAAUGCUUACACUUUUUGCUCUGCUUUCUUCCAAGCUUGCGUGUUUUACAUUAUGUGUAGUUAUGUUAAUAUAAUUAUACAAUGGUUGUGUAGGUAAUUUGUUUUGGUGUUUUUUAUUUAUCAAGCAAUUUUAUAUGAUAAAGCUAUUUAUGUUAAUGUUGGUAGAGUUGAGUUAAAUUGAUACGUUAUUAUGUUGAAAUCCUGAAGCUAGUCGAAUAUCUACAUUGUAACCAUUAUAGAUAUACAUAUUUAUAGUAACUUUUUUGUUUUCUGUUCUGCUAAAAAUGUAAGCGUUUUUGAAAAACACAUUUAUUGGCAUUAUCAGGAUUGGACUAAUCCUGACAUUAAAUGAGCCGUGCCAUGGAAAAACCAACAUAGUGGGUUUGCGACCAGCAUGGAUCCAGACCAGCCUGCGCAUCCGCGCAGUCUGGUCAGGAUCCAUGCUGUUUGCUAAUAGUUUCUCCAAUUCCAAUAGGCUUUAAAAGUGAACAGCAUGGAGCCUGACCAGACUGCGCGGAUGCGCAGGCUGGUCUGGAUCCAUGCUGGUCGCAUACCUACUAUGUUGGUUUUCUCAUGGUGCGGCUCAAAUAUGAAUGUUAACAAUGUCUGUUAUAUUAUCUGCAAAUUUAAAAUUAUAUGACUUGCAAAAGGUCAAGGUGUUUUAGAUGUUCUAUACAGUAAAAUUUGAAUAUUGCAAACUUGGGUGUAGCAAUACUUUGGAUAUAAAGAAAGGUUUUCUUUUUUAGUU